Oryza sativa Japonica Group (Japanese rice) is the source of this 2306-nucleotide messenger RNA. RefSeq lists its product as uncharacterized. Lineage: Eukaryota; Viridiplantae; Streptophyta; Magnoliopsida; Poales; Poaceae. The record is from RefSeq and is a predicted model, not a curated record.
GACAGCGAAGAAGCGGAAGCGAGAGCGGGAUCUAUUGUCGAUCCAAGAGGAGGGGACGAUUGUUCAAUCCCCUCAAACAGGGGAGAUCUCUGUCCGCGGCGCCGAUCUGGAGUCCGGCGAGGACUCCUCCGACUCUGUCACCUCCGACGCUGGCAGCGCCAAGGCUGCUCCCGACGACGUGCUUCAUAUCGCGCAUGCCCUCUGCAAAGUUUGCGCCAAGUCUCCUAGAGCCGUCAUCGACUUUGUUCGAAGAGUGAGCCCUGCCACCGUCGGCCGUUCGAUUGAUUGGGACGUCGUCCGCGAGGAAGAGUCAUCUAAGGUAUUGGUUUGUAUUAAUUUGUUCAUUUCCGAUUCAAUUUUAUUUGACUUGCACGGAGUAGAUGGGCGAUGGCCGUAGCCGGUGGACCGAUAUGGAGGUUCGUGUGUUUCUUGAGAGCUGCUUGGAGGAGAUGGCAGCGUUCACCAUCACCUCCAACUCCCCCAAGCCGCAGGCAUGGCAGAACCUAAUACACAAGAUGUACACCAAGUGCAAGAAGAAGGUGAACAAGGCUCAAUUGGAGUACAUUUGGGGGCAGUGUAAGAAGCGGUACAACAGGUGGGUGUGGCUAGAAUCGCAUGCAAGCGGGCUGGGUCGUGAUCCCCAUACAUCAGCCAUUGUUGCCGAUGAUGAGUGGUGGGAAAGCAAGAAUGCGCAAAAUAAAGGUGUCUUAAGCUUCAGGAAUGAUCCUCUGAAGCACAUUGACCUUCACCACGCGGUAUUCAGUGGGCACACAGUUGUCGGAAACCACUCCGCCGUCGCAGGGGCAGCCCCACAGGCACCGCAAGGAGCAGUUCAGUGGCAGACCAUCGACAUGGCGCAGCUCGCUGCUGCUUAUAGACCACCACCUCCAACUCCACCCCCAACGGCAGCAGACCGGGGCAAGGGAAAGAGGCCAGCAGCAAACACUACUGCCUCAGGGAGUUCUUCCAAGAAGUCACGAAGCGACUCCGCUGGACUGGCUUUGGAGAGGAUUGCGGACAUCCGAGAGCAGAGCUACCAGAGUCGUGUUGCUCAGAUGGAAGCAGAGAAGUCUAUGGGCCUUGAUGCGUGCAUGGAGUUGGUGGAAAAUGAUGGCCAUGAAAUUGGAGGAAGUGUGUGGUAUGCUGCUUGUGCGCUAUUCCGUGACCCAUUCAACUGCAAAUGCUUUGUUCGAAUCAAGGACGCCGCUAGGCGCUUGGAAUUUAUACGCACUGGUGGUACUGGACAGUCAUCUGGUGGCACCUGGUAGUUUGUGCACUGUACUUUACUUUGAGUUGUGAUGGGCGAUGUUUUUCAAAUAAACCAUUAUUUAUGUUUAGAACUCAGUGUGCUAACAAUUUUUACAUUCUGUGAGUCCGUAAACAUUUGCGGCUUUAUAUCCAAUUCGAGCAACUACGUAUUCCAUUGCAUUGCUUUUAUAUCCAAAUAAUUCUUCGAUUGCAUAGAUCACUGCCAUUAUUAAUUUCUAUCCUUUUGAUUAUGACAAACAUUGCCUAUUCUUCGGUUCUCAUAUGUUAAAGGAAAUCGGCGAUGAGUUACGGCGCGGGUGGAUCGAGUUGGAAUGGAGGCGGUCACACAAGCAGCGAAGAAGAAGAUGCCAUCAUUGAGUACAUGGCUGCUACCCUUGAUUUCAAUGAGAGGGCACCAAGGAGAAUACCGGUGCAAACCGGUAUCAGUUGGAUGAUGGACACGAUGGCAAAUCGAAGCCAAUGCAGGGCAAUGUUCAGGCUUACUGCAGAGGAGAUACACAAUUUGCAUGAUCUAUUGGUCACUUCUUUUGGUCUUGUAGGAACAGCAGGGGUCUGUUCCAUGGAAAAGCUUGGUAUUUUCUUGUACACGAUGGGUGGAAAUCGUCCAAUCAGAGACGCGAACAAUCGGUGGGUCCGCUCCAACUCGACAGUGUCGGUUCACUUCCACCAUGUUUUGCAGGCUAUGAAUGAUCUCGCUGGGAAAAUAUUGAAACCGGUUGAUCCCAACUUCUUAGAUUACAACCCUCAGAUUCUGCAAGAGAAUCCUUUCAAGCCUUUCUACCAAUCAGUGGGAGCUGUCGAUGGCACACAUAUUCCAGUUCUGCCUAAUGCAGCUAGCGCUAUGCAACACAGGAACCGUCACCACAUAACAACCAGAAAUGUUCUAGUAAUAUGUGAUCAUGAUGGGAGAAUUAUUUUCUGUGAUGCUGGCUGGCCUGGAUCAGUUCACGACCAAAGGAUUCUCAAUGAGGCAGUGCAGGCUUACCCCUACGAUUUCCCACGGGUACCGUUAGGUGAGUUGUAUCGGUCAAUACACU